Molecule: messenger RNA, 1941 nt
Organism: Acipenser ruthenus (sterlet)
Lineage: Eukaryota; Metazoa; Chordata; Actinopteri; Acipenseriformes; Acipenseridae
Exons: 15
Coding region: 49-1941 (630 amino acids)
Source: RefSeq, a predicted model, not a curated record
GAGACCUACAAGCUGACAGUACAAAUCAGUGUCUUCUCAAACAGUGCUAUGACUUCAGCUUCCUCCUAUGUUCAGAGCAUGACAUGCCGCUAUUCUCCAUGGGCAGAGAGGGAGAUUCUGUGUGAAAGAAACUACAUGGAGGUUUCUGUGAGAAGAGGUGUGCCACUUAUUGAGCCCAACUUUGUUCAAGAUGAUCCUGAUUGGUCCCUUGCAUACCCUGAGGCAACUGCUGCUGACAACAGCAUCUGGAAAAUUGUGUUCCAUCUCCCAGCAAAUAGAAAGACCACUAUGACUGUUGCUCAGGCCAUGACAAACGGAUAUGGCAUAAACACUACACCAACUCGAAUUCUGGUUAGAGCUGCAUACAAUUCCACAGAAAGCCAGCCUCAGUUGAUCCAAACUGUACCAAUGGCUGUGCUAAGAUCAACCACCUUUUAUAAGCAAAGAUGGAUGGUCAUGAUGGUGGACACUGCAGUUACAUGUCCUACUGAUGGAACAGCCUUCACAGAACAGACGAUUACAUGGAGUGUUCCUCGUGUUCUGCCUCCUCUUGUUCCGACACCACAAAUUACUACCCUUGAUGUUCAAAUGGGAGUUGAUGGCCGCAAGCUUGACCCUGCAACGAUUCAUAAUAGAGAUUAUAAACUGGAUGUAGGUCCCCAGCUAAUCACUGUAAAAAUUCCUGUGGGAGCUGAUGGUGGAUAUUACAAGAGCCAUGUAUUGGACAACACCUAUGUGAUCUCUUACUCUAUUGAACCAAUGCUGGAGCAUACCUGGCAAGAUGGGCCUGAGAAGACCAAGUACACAGUACUUCAUCCAAUAACCACUCCUUUCAUGCCUCGGCCACCAGUUGUCACAAACAAUACUGUUCCUAAAGCCAGAGUGUUUAAUGUGACCCUGGGGACAUUCCUGCCUGAUGUGCAGCUAGUCAAAAUUAUAGUUGGACCAGAGACGUUAACUGUGCCAGAAGCCAACCUAAAAGGUUAUAAUGUCCAGGAGCAUGUCUUUCCCAAUGGAUCCAAGACCUACACCCUCCAGGUGCCAUUUGAGGACCCCAAUGUGAAGCAAAAGGUAACUCCUCCAGACACCAGAACCUACAUUCUGCCCCUGACCUACUUGCUGAAUAUAGUGCCAGAGGAUACACCCUUUACUCAUCCUGCUGUAGUCGAAGCCAUUCUCAAAGACAUCAUUCCACCUACAGUAACUGGCUACUGUGAUGGUGCUGCAUUCUAUACCAUGGUAACAUAUGGCAACAUGGGUCGCAACUGGAUUCCUUUUGUGGGCUCAAGAGAGCUUGGUGGAAAUCUGCUUGCCCUGUACAAGUAUCACUACAAUGACUUCUAUGGAGCUCGGGAUUACCCUGUUGUGAAGUACUUGCGAAGACCCUUGUAUUUUGAGGUAGAGCUCCUGUACAGCAGGGAUCCACAGGCUGAAUUGUUUUUGGAGAACUGCUGGGCAACCUAUUCUGCUGACAGGAAUAGCUCUCCAAAGUGGGAUGUUGUUGUGGACAGCUGUGAGAACUCUGCAGAUGAGUACUUGACCAUCUUUCACCCAGUCUCCAGCAAUGCAAGAGUGCUGUUCCCUUCCCAUCUGAAGAGGUUUGAAGUGAAAAUGUUUUCCUUCACAAGCGGCCGGGAUGCACUGAAAGGACAGAUUUACUUCCACUGUAGUGUUGUGAUAUGUGAUUCAAACCGGCCAUCAGACAGCCUCUGUAGCAGACGGUGCAUUCCAGGGAAACAGAGGCUUGGUCGCAGUGCUGAAGGGAUGGAUGGUGGUGCAGUAAAGGUGUUUGUGUCUUCUGGCCCAAUUGAGCUAAAGAGAGAUGGAUCCCUUCACUUUAUGCCUAGAAGCGGCCAAUUCAAUGUGUGGUCCCUUCUGGGAGCUGCAAUUGGUGUGUGUUUUUAUACGUCUCUUACUGGAAGUGGUGAGAGCUCCAACUAA